This is a messenger RNA of Capsella rubella, 1110 nucleotides long. Its product is annotated as cinnamoyl-CoA reductase 1. The coding region runs from base 51 to 1013 and encodes 320 amino acids. The transcript has 5 exons. Gene Ontology annotation, molecular function: oxidoreductase activity, acting on the CH-OH group of donors, NAD or NADP as acceptor. Lineage: Eukaryota; Viridiplantae; Streptophyta; Magnoliopsida; Brassicales; Brassicaceae. The record is from RefSeq and is a predicted model, not a curated record.
AUCAUAAAUUGAGCCAACCACCACCACAUAUAAUCCAAAAAAAAAAAAAAAUGAUGACCGGCGAAGGAAAGGUGGUUUGUGUCACCGGAGCUUCCGGAUACAUAGCUUCUUGGAUUGUUAAGCUUUUGCUCCUCCGUGGCUACACCGUCAGGGCCACCGUUCGAAACCCAUUGGAUACAAAGAAAACAAAGCAUCUUCUUGAACUUGAAGGUGCAAGUGAAAGACUAAAACUGUUCAAAGCUGAUCUUAUGGAAGAAGGUUCUUUCGAUGAAGCUAUACAAGGAUGUGAUGGUGUAUUCCAUACUGCUUCUCCUGUUUUAUUCAACGUUACGGAUCCUCAGACUGAGUUGAUCGAUCCGGCCGUUAAUGGUACUUUGAACGUUUUGAAAACGUGUGCAAAAACUUCCUCUGUGAAGAGAGUCGUCCUUACGUCGUCCACAGCUAGUACUGGUACUACUGAUCCAAACGUCGUGGUGGACGAAACCAUCUAUAACGAUUCAAGUUUAUGCUUAUAUAUGAAGGAAUGGUAUGCAUAUUCGAAAAUCGUAGCCGAGGAAGCAGCGGUUAAGUUCGCUAAAGAAAAUGGGAUCGAUUUGGUUGUAAUGAAUCCGGGAAAUGUGAUCGGACCAGUUUUGCAGCCGAUUCUUAAUUACUCUGUAGGAGUGAUUGUGGAUCUGAUGAAUGGUAAAUUCCCUGUUUAUAGUUUCUACUACAGGUUCGUGGACGUGAGAGAUGUUUCUCUAGCUCAUAUCAAAGCGUUCGAGGUCCCUUCUGCUAGUGGCAGAUACAUCCUUGUUGAUCCUGAUGUAACAAUGAAAGACAUUCACAAGUUAUUACAUGAACUGUUUCCUGAACUGUGCAGUGUUAAUAAGGAUGGAGAGAAUGAGCUGAGUGAAGCGGCAUACAAAGUGUGCGUCGAUAAAUUUAAGAGUUUGGGAAUUGAGUUCACUCCUAUAAAAGAUAGUCUCAAUGACACCAUUGUUAGCCUUAAGGAGAUGUCUCUUCUUAUAUGAUCCUUGACAAAGGACUCUUGAGUUAUUUUUCUUGUGAUUUCAAUAAUAAAAACUGUAUCUGGAUUAAUUUAUAAAUAUGAUGUCUAAGCUUCUGCAA